GGCGGUGCCUAGUGACGUCAAAAUCUCAAGGUUGAAUGGUCCUUUGGGUGGUUCACCGGUGAGGUCGCGGACCUCGGAGAGAGGUCAUCUUUCUCCCGCGAGUAUAAAGCACAGUCGCCUUCCCCUCGCGGGGUUCAGAGACCCAAGCCGCCGCCACGUCUGCACCCCAGCCCAGCGCAGCCACGUGAGACGGUCCAUACACACCCCGCCCCGGAGCGGCGCGCGCAGCCCCCGAUGCCUCGCGUGACUCGGCGAGAGCGCGCGCGAGGUUAGGGCUCAUUCCACUUCCGACGGUGCUCAAUUCAGGUUCCGGGGCGUCGCGGAGGUCGGGCCUCCGGCUUCGCCCGCGGCGCUCGGGGGACUCGGGCCCCGCGCCACGGGCGGACAGAAUGGAGGAAGCCGGAGCGGCUGUGGUCGCCGCCGGGGAAACCGAACUGAACUUGUCGCGCCUCAGCGUGUCCCUCGAGAUGCUGGAGUCGGAGCUGGAGGUGCGGGGCGAGGAAAGGCGCGGCUCCCGGGAAACGAUUCUGCGGCUGCUGCUGCCCCACAACCGACUGGUGUCGCUGCCGCGGGCGCUGGGCAAUGGCUUCCCGCACCUCCAGCUGCUGGACGUGAGCGGCAACGCGUUGACCGCGCUGGGGUCCGAGCUGCUCGGGCUGCGCUGCCUGCGCGUUCUGCUGGCCAAGAACAACAGGUUGGGCGGGCCCGGAGCCCUGCCCAAGGGCCUGGCUCAGUCGCCUCUGAGCCGCAGCCUCCAGGUGCUCAACCUCAGCGGCAACUGCUUCCUGGAGGUGCCGGCCUCGGUGCUGGAGCUGCGCGCCCUGCAGACCCUCAGCCUGGGCGGCAACCAGCUGCAGAGCAUCCCGGCCGAGAUCGAAAAUUUGCAGAGUCUAGAGUGUUUAUAUCUUGGAGGAAACUUCAUCAAAGAAAUUCCACCAGAAUUAGCAAAUCUGCCUUCUCUAAAUUACUUGGUAUUAUGUGACAACAAAAUCCAAAGUGUGCCACCCCAGCUUUCACAAUUACAUUCCCUGCGUUCUCUCAGUCUUCAUAAUAACUUGCUAACCUACCUGCCUCGUGAGAUCCUCAGCCUUAUCCAUUUGGAAGAACUGAGUUUGCGAGGAAAUCCACUGGUUGUUCGUUUUGUUAGAGAUUUAACCUAUGACCCUCCAAGUCUUCUGGAAUUAGCUGCACGGACCAUUAAAAUUCGAAAUAUUUCCUAUACUCCCUAUGAUCUCCCUGGGAAUCUACUUAGGUACUUGAGUUUAGCCAGUAAUUGCCCAAACCCAAAGUGUGGAGGAGUCUACUUUGACUGUUGUGUCAGACAAAUCAAAUUUGUGGACUUCUGUGGGAAGUACCGCCUCCCUCUGAUGCAUUACUUGUGUUCUCCAGAGUGCUCUUCACCUUGCGGUUCUGCCUCUCAUAGCUCCACAUCCCAGAGUGAAUCUGACUCGGAGGAUGAAGCUAGUGUUGCUGCACACAGAAUGCAGAAAGUUCUUCUUGGUUAAAAAAGAGUGUGGGGUGGCAUGAAAUAGUAAGAGACUGACCAAAGAGGAUUAGGGAGAGAAAAAAAAAGGCUUUGGAGUUCCUUAAAAAGCUUUCUUUCAUGUACUUACUUACAUUUUUAAUGUCCACGAGUAUGUUGGAGAUUAUGUAAAACAGUUUAUAUUUCACUUAUUUAGUUACCAGGAGUGAUUUAAUUUCCACAUUUGGAUUCUUUGAAUGUACUUCAUUCUGAGUGACAGUUUGAAAUAUGACUGCUUGUUGCAGUUUUCACUCAAACGUCACAUAGAUCACACAGCAGAAUGGAAAAUUCUAAAGAGCAGUGCUAUAAUAAAUCAUGAAUAUGACAUCGUGCAGUGAAGAAAACAAUUAUCUAAGCUGAAAUUACUACCAGUUGCCCUUGGUUUUAGAUUGGACCACUGUACCAUAUUUGGAUUAGCUCUCCCUUCUUGUAUUACUUGAAUAUCUAGAUCACAGAGCUUUUCUUUCUUUUUUCUUUUCUUUUCUUUUUUUUUCCUUUUUGCCUCUAGGAUUAUUGUAGGGGCUCAUUGCCUGCACUAUGAAUCUAUUCCUCCUGGAAGCCAAUUUUUCCCAUUUUGUUGCCAUUGUUAUUGUUGCCAUUGUUAUUGUUGUUGGAUAGGACCUAGAGAAAUUGAGAGUGGAGGGGAAGACAGAGAAGGGGAGAUAAAGAUAAGCACCGCAGACCUGUUUCACUCCCUGUGAUGCAAUCCCUCUACAAGUGGGGAGCCAGGGGCUCCAACUGGGAUCCUUAUGCCGGUCCUUGGGCUUUGCGCCAUGUGCACUUAACCCUCUGUGCUACUGCCCAGCCCCGAUCACAGGGCUUUUCAAAUAAAUUUACAGUUAAUCAUAUUAGGACCUAAACUUUUCUGCCCUAAUUGGUAAAGUAAGCGAUAGGAUUUUUAUGUGUAAUCUUAAAGUUCUUUCAUUCCGUUCUGUACCUUCAUUUUGUGUAACUAUUGUUACAUUACUUAGUCCAGCAAGGAUUGUUACAGUGCCUUAAUUCCAGUAAGAAUUUAAACUUUUUUAUUUUUUGUUGUCAACUGGAACUUUACCACUCCAGGAUGAUUCUUUCCCCUCACUCCUUAUAAUAGAGAUAGAGAGACAGAUACCACAAUAGCUUCCUUCAGUAUAGUUGGGGCCUGGGUCAUGUGCAUGACAAAGCAAGCUCAGCAUCACAGUGCUUGCCAGCCUAGACACAGAAAUUUUUAAAGAAACUUUGGGACAUUUUAAAAUAUGCUUUAAUAAAUGUAGGCAAACAAUUCUAUAUCUGAGGUUAAUUUUUGUUGUUUCAAGUAAAUUACUUUUGUACAUAAUGAGGGACUCCAGUUUUUAUCAGUCUAUUCAUUAUAGGAGAGAAUAAUCUUUCUAGGAAAAUGAGAUCUCUUUUCAGAAAAAACUUAUAUAAACUAGGAAAAUUAUUUAUAUUUUAUAGUAAAGGAGUGGGAAAAUUAUUUAUUUUUUUAAUUUCAAGUUACCUGUAUGUACUAAACUGUAAUCUAUGUUCUGUACACAAACAUUAUCAUAUAUCAAAUAAAACAAGGGCAGCAGUUAUGCUUGUGUAUAGUAGGAUAGUUAAUAACAUGGAAUACAUUGUGAAAAUAACAAUAUUAAAAUUUAAAAAUAGAUACCCUUAAAAUAUAACAGAAAAAUGUUUAAAAAUUAACUUGUUAUUAGAAAUGACCAAUUCUUAACUAGCUUAUCUACAAUAAAAGUUAGAUGAUAGUACCCAUAUAAGUUAAUGUUAUAAAAUACACAGCACAUACUAGUAGUCAAAUAAUUCACCUAUAGUGACAUGAUGAAUUGUUGGUACAUGUUACUUAGAUAGUAGUGCACAGGUCAGAAAUAAAACAUCAGGUAAUUUCUCUUAUGGAAUACAGGCACUCAUAACUGAACACACCAGUUCUUAAAAGCAGAUUGUUGUAUAAUAGUGUUGUGUACAUAUGUUAGUUUUACAUAUAUAUUAUUUUUAUUCUAGAAGAAGAUAUACAUAGGAUAGUUUGGGGCUUGUGUCCUGUAUGUUAAUUCAUGAAACACAAGAGUUUCAUGAUUGCAGUUGUGAAACGCUGCUAAAAGGUGAAUUCCUUCACCUUGUACAGUAGAGUAAUAUAGUAAGAUUCAUUAUUCCUUUUGAUUUGAGAGAUUCUCUAUGCCUAUAAAAAGUAAUACAGUAUGUCUGCUGCCUAGAAAAGUAGUUUUGGAUAGAUAUAGAAUAGAAUAAGAAGUCUCUACUAAUUCAGUGCCUACUAAUUUUCUAAUUCAUUAUCAGCUUUGAUAGAGAGUUCGUCUUUAUAAAAAAAGCGAGUAACUUUGUAAAUAUAAUAGUUAAUAGCACUUAGCUUUUUUCACCUUCCCAGAAAGAAGGUAUACUGAUUGAUCUUUUAUGUUCAUGAAACAUCAUGAGUUUCAUGACUGCAGUUGUGAAACGCUGCUAUUUGUAAAUAGGUAGAACUAGAAGUAGUUUCUAGUCUUUACUAUAUGAUGUAGAUUAAUGUAGUAUAAAACAAGAUGACUUUCAACAAAAUACUAUGUACAUUUGAAAGUCUGAUUGGUAAGGAGCUAUCUUUGGUGACUUACUAAAAGCUGCAUUUUAGCUGUUUUGUCUUCUUAAACCUUUGAUAUCACCCUUUAGAAGAGUUGCUAAUAAUUUCUUAGAUUUCCUCUAUUUCCAUAUAUAUAUAUAUAUAUAACCAGAGCUCUGUUCUGGCUUAUGGUAGUGCUGAGGAUUGAACCUGGGACCUUUGGUGCUUCAAGUAUGAAAAUCUUUUAGCAUAACCACUAUGCUAUCUUCCAUCCCACUACCUUCUUUUUUUCUUAGCUAACAAUUAUAGAAAUUUCCCUAAAAGCUACAUACAAGGGGCUUGAUAAUCUAAAAAUCAAAUAAUCAGCCCCAGGAUCACAACAGAGUAUGUAUUUAAAAGGAUAGUUUUUUUCUCUUUCAUUGCUAAGUCACACAUUUGUGUGUGAAUUACAGUUAUUACACCUUUUUUAUAUUAUUCUAUUUGAACAGUUUUAAUGACCAAAGUUUCUGUGGGUAGAAUGCUUAGUCAAAGUAUUAAUAUCUUUAUAAUGUAAUUCUGCACUGCUAAUAUUUGUAUUUUAAAAAGUUACAUUAAACAUUCUUGGUAAUUCUUAUUCCUAGAAUUAAAUUCUCAUAGUACCACCAAACUGAGUUUAUGAAAUAGUUUUAAGAUUUUAGGGAAUAGGAGGUUUAAACAAUGUUUUAUUUCCAUAGUACCAGGGAGUCACUGACUUAAAGGAUAGACUAGUCAGCAUUCUCAGUACUCCAUGUAUUUGAGGAGUGGAGGUAAACUUGAGGGUAGCUGUAUACUUUUCACUUCUGAAUGUGUGCUAGAGAAGUCUCUUCUAAAACUCUUUUUUUAGAACUUUAAGUUACCAAAUUUAAAAGACUUGUAUUAUGAGUUGUAACAAAUAUGGGAAGAAAAAAAACUUUGUGCUAAGUGUAAAUAAACAGUUCACAUUAAUGCAGUGUAAUACUGUAGACCAGUUGUGUCAAAUAUUGUAAAUAUUAACUUUAAACAAAAAUAGAAAAAGAUUUUCAUUGUUGAAGUAUUAAAUCAGCAAAAAGCAGGGAAGGGAAGCCACCCAAGGAUAUGAUGUGAUAUACUUCCCUAAGCAAAGAAGGCUUCUUAAUAAUUAAUUGUUUUAAAUUAAGUGGUCCACUAACAUCUGGAUUUAUUUGGUUUCUACUACUGGGUGGUUGACCACAUCCCUCCAUAAUAAAGGGCCAGUAACAAGAUUAUCUUAUAGCCAACCUUGCUCUUUCCACAGAAAGAAAGUAAUACCUCAUUAACCUAGGAUUUGUGGUUAAUGUUUACUUUUUCACUAUGUAAGAAAAAGAGAAAACACUAAACAAAUAGUGAAAAUGAAGUUUGACCUUUUAGUAGUAGCUAUUUACACAAAAAAUUCUAAGUGUUAAGAUUCUUUGUAAGAAAAGCUAUCAGUUAUAAUGUAUAUAUGGUUAGUAAAGCUGCAUUUAUUUAAAACCUAGUUUUACCUAAAUGACUUUUUUUUUUUUUUCCCCCUCCAGAGUUAUUGCUCAGGCUCGGUGGUGCAGGAAUCCAUUGCUUGGGGGCCAUUUUUCCCAUUUUGUUGCCCUUGUUAUUAUUGUUAUAGCUGUUGUUGCUGUUGGAUAGGUCAGAGAGAAAUCCAGAGGGGAGGGGAAGACGAGGAGAGACAGACAGACACCAGCAGACCUGUUUCACCACUUGUGAAGUGACCCCCCUGCAGGUGGGGAGCUGAGGGCUCAAACCAGGAUCCUUAAGCUGGUCCUUGGGCUUCCUACUAUGUGGGCUUAACCCUCUAUGCUACCACCCAGCCCAUGACUCCUUUUCUUUAUCCAAAGUAGAGCUUUUUAUUAGAUCAGUAUAAAUAUCAUACCAUAUUUAGUCCACAAUAAUAAGCUUUUAAGUUGUGCUGAUGCUUAGCAAUAAAAGCCACUGUGUAGAUUUUUUGGGCAGUGAUCUUAAAGACAUGGUUUUGAUUCUGUGUAUAGAAAAAUAAAGUAGAUGUUCCUGGCAUUAAGCACUAUAAACAAACAUUAGUAUAAACAAUAGUCUGCAUUUAUAUCCAUCAUCUUUGUAUUUUCAUUAGUUAUCUUUUAAAAGUAGUGUUAUCUUCUAUUGUGCUCAAUGUGGAUGUGCCUUUAAAUCUUUUCACUCUCAACUUAAUAGUUUAAGGAACUGUUGUUUAAUAAGUUGUUUGUGACAGACUUGUGACCCUUUGUAGAGAGAAAAGCUGACUUUGAAAGACUCUUUAGUCUAAAGCAAGCCUAAGAGUUUAAGGCAGGCUGGGGUGGAUAGCAUAAUGGUUAUGCAAAGAGUUUGAGGCUUCAGGAGAGAGAAUCCUAGUCAUUUGUAUCAUUAGAAAAAGUCCAAGCCAUAAGGACAUAAGUACCCUGAAAUAGUAUCAGUGAAAAAGUACAUUUUAUGUUACUUUUAUCAAGAAAUUAUUAUAUAUUACAACUAAGUGACAACAGUGGUUCCUAAGCUACUUCAUGUUAAAGAGCAUCAUACAGAGAGAUUGCUGUGAGGCUUAGCAUAUUCCAUUGACUUUCUUUGUGAUAGUAUGUCAAAAGGGUGUUAUUUUAACUUUUUUGCAUGUAAAUAUCUACAUUUUUCUGUCUCCUUGGUUUGUAUUUGCUAAGAAUGUAAAACAAAACAACUCACUAACAAACACUACAGAUUAUUGAACAUUCACAGGGUAAUACUGAUUUGUGUGCUAAUAGAUUUUUACCCAGUAUUGGUCAAUCUUGAUUUAUUGUAGGUAACAGUAUUAAAUCUAAUAAUAAAAUUGUUUAGUAAUGAAGGUUACUUAUAUAUCAUCAUACAAAAAAAGCCAUGGUGGAGAGACUGAAUUUGCCAGAAUGUCCCUCAAUUGUGAAUAAAUUGUUUAAAAAAUGCUUUCUUCUGAUUCUGUUUAGGGGAAGAAACUGUAAGAUUGACAUUGCUAUUUGUACCACAAAAACACUGAUAAUAAAUUGGUUAAUACUUCUGUUUACAACUGAUAUUUUUAAGAAAUUCCUUUCACUAACUUAAAUGAUUGACAUUGAUAAGUAAUUGUGAAGGAAAAUUAACCUCAGUGGUCAUUUUAUAGCAGUCUUGGAGAGAUCUGUGUGAUUGCAACUUAGAUUAAAUGCCUUUCUUAGCCCACUUUGUAUUCAUGAAAAAAUUAAUAGAAAUAUCUUAAAUAACCAAUAUUUUAACUUUUUAUAAAUUUUGAGAUUUUAAAAAUAUCAACACAAGAUACUGAAAAUAGACUUUCACUUGGAUGAAAUUAUCACCUGAUUUCACUUUCUGUAUUAGAAAUCUAAAGAGUUCAGUGUAUCUGUAAGUAUAUGGAUAUUUUAAAUUUUAAUUUUAACAAGUGUGAUUCAGCAAUUAAAUUUUGAUUCAACAAUUAAAUCUUGUUUUAUGACAAGAUAGUGUACUGCAUUAAAUGUACAUGCUGUGCUAAUAAACAUUCUAAAGUGAAUGCACUACUUUAGUUCCAGCAGCUCCUUUCCCACCUCACCCUCCAGAACAUACAAAAGAAUAUGAUCUUGUAUUAACUGUGGAAUUAGCUCUGUGAAUUUUGCCUUAUCAAACAUGGUGCCUUAUUUUAUUAAAAGUGUUUUGUUGAGAUCUGA
Messenger RNA from Erinaceus europaeus (western European hedgehog), 7666 nucleotides. It is a transcript of the gene LRRC58, whose product is annotated as leucine rich repeat containing 58. The coding region runs from base 390 to 1505 and encodes 371 amino acids. The transcript has 4 exons. Gene Ontology annotation, molecular function: protein binding. Lineage: Eukaryota; Metazoa; Chordata; Mammalia; Eulipotyphla; Erinaceidae. The record is from RefSeq and is a predicted model, not a curated record.